CUUUUGUUUAUCUGUCAAAUUAUCUGAAUUAAAAUGGACGGACUGCUAAUAUUUGAUCAACAAAAUGAUGUUAUUUACACCAAGUUUAACGAACAAAUGAAAACCAAAUUGCAUGAACUCGCCCUCGAACAGGAACUGGUCGAAACGGAUGCGGUGGAGAAGGACUUUCUCAAUCCGAAUGUCUUGAUCCAAAUAUUUAGUCCUAUCAUUGCGUCGCAAAGGAUCAUGACAUGUCAAUUCGAUAAUUCGUAUUCAUCUUUGGAGUGUGAUGGUAACAUCAAUUUUGUGUUUGAAGAGUUUCUUGGGUUUGUUUUUCUGAAAAUUGGAAUGAAUUCCAUCAAAGAUCUUCAGCGUUCGGUGGGAGUUUGUUCGUGUUUCAUUAAACGAAUCUGUGGACCGGAUAUUUACCUACUAAAAACCAUGCCACAUAAAUCGGAAAUGCUAACUAAACUAUUGUUGACUUGGGAUAGAUUAUAUGAAACUGAUCAAGCUGUACGAAUGGAAUCAGUUGAACAUCUAUUGGUGAAUCUCGAUUUGAAAAACAUUGCUCAGAAAACGUUGGAAAUUGCGACGGAAAAUUUGAAACAAGAUCCACAUUCGCAGCGAAGUCAUGCAUGUCUGUUUGUAAGGAACAAAUUUUUUUCCAUGUUCUCGAGCAAACAGGCCCAAGAACUAUCUCCCAGUGAUAUCCUAUUCAUCACAAUAUUUAUCCAAAGUCUGGAGUCGUUGGAAAAGAAAAUUUCCACGAAUCUCUUAUUCCUUCAAGGAAAUGUGAACGGAUCGUAUGCCGGUUGCAUUCCUCACAUAGUUCACGUGUCUCAGCUGGAUAACGACAUCAUUUUGGUGCUGUUGAUCGAAUAUGGCAAUUUGCAAGUGGCGAGUGGCUUGUACGAUGCAUUCUUUGCCAUGCACAAAACACGGAAUUUACAGAUGCAAAACGAUGUGGACGGACUGCGACCGGCAUUUGACAAAUUAGAAUCUAGUGUUAAGCAUGUCGUCGAAGCAUUGAAAAAGGCCAAAUUUAACAGUACCGACAUCGACAAUUCAACGAAGAAAUUCGUUAGCCGCUGGGACGUUUUGAAGAAGAAGUACAUCGAUCUGUUCAAGAAUUGUGAUAAGGAUUUGGUGGUCACUAUCGAAUCGAAUUUGCCCGGAUUUGUGGAAGCGUUGAAGGAAUUAUUUCGAGUUACCUGCAUCGAAUGCAAUUCUCGUGAGCACGGUAUUCAAAGAGUAUCGGAAAUUUCGUCGAUGGUGGAAGGAAGACUUUUAGAGUUUGGCGAGUUUUUGCUGGUCAAAUCUCAACAAAAUUUCACCUUGGGAUCAUAUUUAGAGGAAUUCCCUGGGCUAGUUCACUUUAUACAUAUCGACAGAUCAACCGGCCGCUUGAUCGCUCCAAACAUUGCCGCAGAUAAUCCUUUGAUUACAGCAAACAAGAUCUGGUCAAUGGUCGACUUCUCACGAUCUUAUCUGCAAAAGGGACACAUGUCGGUCAUCUGGAAGGACACAGCAUUCAGCUAUUCGUAUUUUCUUUGGUUCGAAGACCACAACGGAUGUCCGAUGAAACCGAAAGAGCUUCCAAACACAUCGGUACAGACAACCAUUAAACCACAAGUAGUUCCGGGUAUUUUGUCGGGUGAAUUUUACCAGUGGCUAAUUGAAGUCUGUUUCCCGAAACAAAGUAAAGUCAAAUGCUUCGAACUGUAUUGCGUUCAUUUGGGUCUAGCUAGUGCUAGCUGUGUGUUAGAGCAUAAUAGACGGUUGGCAGCUACAAUCACCGAAGUGACUGGGCUACCAGCUGGAAUAAUCGACGUUCUAUAGAGAAUAUGUACAAAAAACACUUUACCCUGUAGUGAUAUCAAUAAUCUUCUGUUUUUUUGUAUAUCUUACACGGUUCUGGACCAGUACAACCGAACUAUAUCAUGAACUUGUGUACAAAGAUUUUAAAACAACCAAAUGGAAACUUUUUAAAAGUGUUGAGAGUGUAUGCUAUGCACACAAAUUACGAGCAUAAAUAAAGUAAAUUAUUUGAACAUAAUGUGGUUUAUGUUGUGUAGCAGUUGUUGUCGACUUAAAGUCG
This is a messenger RNA of Bradysia coprophila, 2077 nucleotides long. RefSeq names its product Hermansky-Pudlak syndrome 1 protein (gene HPS1). Gene Ontology annotation, molecular function: guanyl-nucleotide exchange factor activity. The record is from RefSeq and is a predicted model, not a curated record. Gene Ontology annotation, cellular component: BLOC-3 complex. NCBI's taxonomy places the organism in Eukaryota, Metazoa, Arthropoda, Insecta, Diptera, Sciaridae. Gene Ontology annotation, biological process: vesicle-mediated transport.